AUGAAUGCAACUAAUGUUGAAUUAUUACAGAAAGCUCUGAAAGAGCGUACUUCGGAAUGCGAUUCAUUGAAAAAGAAGGUGGAAAAGUUCGAGAGAGACAGACAACAAUGGGAAAAUCAGAAGCGUGCGUUGGAAGCAAAGCAACCAAUGGAUGUCCAGAUGUUACAAGGCCAAAAACGGGAGCUAACCAUGCAGCUGGAUCGGGAACAGGCUGAAAAACAAGAACUUUUCAUGCAGAUUAACAGUUUAAUAGCACAAUUAGCAGAUGCAAAUCGCGUUACUUCAGACCAACAAGAAUGCAUUGUGCUGAAAGAUGAGAAUGAAAAGUUAAAGAAACAAAUCACCGAUAUUUUAGCUGUUCAAUCACAGCUUAAUACAGACGUGCACAAUUUGCAAGAAGAAGUGCGAUGCAAAAAUCAGGAAGUAGAAAAUGCUCAAGAUGAGUCAAAAAGACUUCGUUUGAUAAUGAAUAAUGAAAAGGUCCAACUAAAAAGUAGCAUUGAAGAGUUGCAGCGUGAUUUACAGAUGAAAUCAGCUGCAUUGCAAAGCUUAAUGCUUGCUAAGCAGGAUAUUAAGACGAAUGAAGCAGACUCAGCAAUGAUAACUCAGUUAACAGCGGAAAAUGAGGAAUUAAGAGGUCAAAUUGAUGAGAUCCGAAAUGAGAUUAAGGGACGCGUUUCCGAAAUUGAGGAAGUGAAAUCAGAGAGUGGAGAAAAACUUAGAAAUCUUCAAAGCGAGUUGGAUUUCAUGCGAGAAAAUACAAAAAAGAAGGAAGCGGAAUUGUCCAAACAGAGUGAUGAAAUUGGAAAGUUGCAGAGUGAACUCGAUUCUGCACUAGAAACUAUGCAGAAGAGAGAAGUUGAAUUAUCAUCCAUGCGAAACAAUGAAGUACAUGAAAUAUCACAGCUUCGGGAGGACAUAGAGAAAUAUAAAUUAGAUGCGGAGAAAUUAAAUGAAAGACUGGAAGAAAGCCAAAAAAAUUUGGUAGAAUGUGAGGAAAAGUAUGAUGCUUUGAAAAAAGAUACCGAAGCAAAAAUCACAUGGGGAAAUAAUGCUUUGGCAGAUGCUAGAAGGAAAUUUGAAGAAGAAAUAAAACAGCAAGAAAUAAAACAUAAUGAUUUGAAGCAGAGUUUAAAAAUGGAAGAAAUGCGAACACAGGAAGCAGAAAACGAAGCAAAAAGUUGUCGGUUGAAAAUCAUUGAUCUAGAAGAGGAAUUAAACGUUCUGAGGAUACAAACUGAUAAACAACGUAGUGUUGAUGAGCAGGUGCGGUUAUUGCGAGAAGAAUUAAAGCAAGCAAGGAAUAAAAUAUCCGCUCAGGCUGCAGAUCUAGAAAAAGCUGAAAUAGAUGCUGAUGUGGGUAGAUUAGCGGAAGCGGAUCGUUCCUCUCGAGAAACUAUUGAUGAACUCGAAGAGGAAGUUCGUUCUCUCCAAGAAAAAUUAAAAAUUCUGGAAAUUGAUGAAGAAAAACAAAGCAAACGUCUGUUAGUGACUGAGCAGGAACUGAUGAGGAAUCAGGAAAAUAGUGAGAAAUACGAAAAGAAGUGUAAAAUGCUGACGAAGGAGCUAGAAGAAGUUCGCACUGCUUUCGCUGAUACCAGUGCACUUCUAGAAACAUUCAAAGCUGAAAAUGAGAAACUGUCGGCGAAAGCAAGCUUAGAAGAUGAAGUGCUCACAUUAGCUACCUCACUCCAGUCAGCUCGCGAUGAGAUUAGUAUGAAGCAUGAUGAAAUCGCAAAACUGCGAAAGGAAUUACGUGAGUUACGUGAAGAAAAUGAACGUUUGUUGAUGGAUAUUGAUGUACAAACUCAGGCAUUGCAACAAGAUGCUCAAUUGGCUCGAUCUGAGUGCGAUGAAAUGAGGAAAGAAAUGGAAAAAUGUAAGAAUGACAGCGUUGUUCAACAGCAAAAGAAUGAUGUCAUUUUGAUGGAACUUAGGAAUGAAAUUUCGAAACUUGAAGAACAAGUUAUUGAAAAGGAAAGAAUGUUCGCAUCAGCACAAAGUGAUUUGGAAUCGAAACAUCAGAAAAUAUUGAUUGAAACUAAGCAACAAUAUGAACAGAAGAUUGCUGAACUAAAUAAAGAAGUUGGAGAACUAAAAACUUCUGAAAGCGGAAAAAUUAACAAACUCAAUGCUGUAAUGACGAAUCUGAGGAAGGAAUUAGUUGUCAAGGGUGGCAGUGUUGCAUCUUUCAGAAUUGACCAACAUGAUGAAUUUCAAAACAGUAAAACACAAAAUCUUGAUUUGAGUCCAAGAUCUGAUUUCGAGGAAAAAUUGGCUACUUUAAAGGAAUGUAUAGCUGAUGUACUUGAGGAAAAAUUGUUGUUCGAACAAAGCGAUUACCAGUUAGUGUUGGUCAAUAAGGCUACUCAAACAAAGACGGAAAUAGAAGAGGGAAGACAUAUCAUUUCUGUAAAUAAUGAUGAUGAAGAAGAAGCUGUAAAGCAUAGAGAUAAAGAUGCUGUACUGAUAAAAUUAAACGAUUGUAAUUGUACAAGCAGAAGUUGUGGUGAAACGAAUGAACAAAUUUGGAAGUCAAAAUCCAGUAGUGAAGUUUGGGGUUUAAGAGCAGAGUUAGCUUUUCUGAAAAAACAAAUGAAGGACGAAGAAAUGGACAGAAAGUGCCUUCAGAAACGUAUCCAAGUGCUUCAAGCAACCGUUCAGGAAAAUAAGGAGGUUUUGGAUUCAAUUAAAGAAACAGAAAAAGAUGUAAAAAGCGACAAACUUGAAACCGAGGGACGUUUAGAUCCAUUUGAGGAACAGAUUGAAAAAUUGAGGACAGAAUUAAUGAGUGUUCAGGAAUGCCGAGAACAGUAUAAACGAGAAAUAGAAGAAAGAGACUUGGACAUUACUAGUUUGAAGAAAGAUAUUGAAAAUUUAACAAGCGAUAUGAGGUCUUGCAAAACACGUCUUCAAGAAAGCAGUCGUCUGGAAGAACGAAAUAGAGUCAUUGAGUUUGAAAAUAAAAAUCUUCUCGAUGAAUGCUCUUCACUGAAAGUGAAGCUGACGAAAUUAAAAGAGCAGUUUGUCGAAAUGGAAAAUGAAAAUAAUAGGAAGCAUGCUGAGAAAGUGAAAGAUCUUAAUCAACAAUUGGAUAAAGCUCAUCAGGCCUGUGAAUUAUCGAGAGUAGAAAUGGAUCGAUUGCGAGAGCAGUCUGAAAAUUUGUCAAAGGAAGUGAACUAUUUACGAAAUUUCUUAAAUAUCGCUAAUACGGAGAAAGAGCAACUGAAAACUGAGGCACUCGAACGAUUGAAAGAAAUGGAACGGCUGUCGUGUGAACGGAUGGAGCUAGAAGUAACUCGACAGCAACUAGAUGAAGCGAUAGCGGAAGGUGAGCGUCAAGCUCAGGAAUUAGCAAGUUUAAAAGUUCAAACUAAAAGUAAUGAAGAUUUGGAAAGAGACCGGCAACAAGAACUCCAUGAUUUACGCGAACAAAUUCAGACCAUCGAGGAGAAUUGGAAAAUGGAGUGCAGUAAGAGCGAAGCAAUUACGCAAGCUGCGGAAAAAGAACUUGAAAAACUAACUAAAACAAAUGAAACAUUUAUUGAGGACAUUAAAAGGCUCACAAAUGAACUAGAAGUUGAACGAAAACGAAUCAUCGAUUUAGGUAUCGAGAAAAUGCAUCUUUCAAAUGAAAUUGGACAACUCAGAAAUGAAGUUGAAACACUGAAGACAAAAAAUGUGUUAGACGAGGAUUCGCCGGAUGUAAAAAACAAGUUAAACGAAUUAAUGGCAGAGAAUGCUCAACUGGCAGGUGAACUGUUGAAGGAGCAUAAUCUGUUGGAUAAGGAACUGAGUAAGCAAGACCAACAACUGGAAGGAUUAUUGAAAAAGCAUUGCAAAAAUGAGGAAAAAUUAUUGCGAGAGAAGAAUCGAGAAGAAUUGAUGAAGCUUACAGAGGACUUCGAGAGACGGUUGCAACAGUGUAACGAGGAGUGGAGAGUAAAGUCAAACAACCAAGUGGAAAUACUGAAUCGAGAAAUGCAAAGUGUAAAGGAUGAAAACAAAGAAUUACUAAACCAAAAUGAAAGAAUGCGAAAGGAAAUGGAUGAGAUGCAGCAAGAAGUGAAAAAAGGCAAGCAAAUAUCGGAAGAAUUGGAUAUUAGGGAAAGGUUAAAGAAAUCCGAUGAUAGCUUGUCCAGGUUGGAAACAGUAUGCAGCACUCCCACACCACCACCUCGUAAAAGGAUUGGAAGUGAAAUAACCGAUGAAAUAUUGCAGGUGUCAUUGGCGGAAGAAAAUAAGAAACUGAAGAAAGAUAUCGAUAUGCAACAUAGAUUGGUGGUCGUUCUCAGGCGAAAAUUACAAUCAAUGCAACAACAACAACAACAACAACAACAACAACAGCAGUAG
Brugia pahangi is the source of this 4353-nucleotide messenger RNA. The record is from the annotation of a GenBank genome assembly. Lineage: Eukaryota; Metazoa; Nematoda; Chromadorea; Rhabditida; Onchocercidae.